GUCAGGGGUGGGUCAGUCCAAACUUCUCUGCUAUCUGUAGAUGUAGAUUUGGGCGAGGUGAAAAAAUCCUCAUCUUUCGUUUCCAAACUCAUUUGCUCCCUCUCUCAUUCCUUUCUUCCUGCUUUCCCUCCCUUCCUCUUGCACUCACUGCCUGUAAAAGAUAUGGGAACAUCCUUGAGUUAGGAGGCAUGUUCAUACAUAGAUGACUGUCUACUGAUGCAUCAGCUGAGUGUUCAUUGCAAAUCUCAAGUGGAACUACAAGUACGAGAGAAAUACCCAGGAACCACAGAGGUGGAUGCACUGAAGCCUCAGGAUAAAGGGUAGCAAAGGCCCACCUGAGCAGGGAGUAUACCAUCAAAACAGAAAACCAGGGAGGAAGGACACAACAACAUGCUGACAAAACAGAAAAAGAUGGUCUUUCCAUUCCAGAUACACAAAUCAAUUUUUCUCAUCCUACUAUUCAAUGUCCCACUUCCCAGCACAUGUCAGACCACACUGAAUGCCCACAGCACCCUCAACCAAACCAUCCCUCACACUGCUGCCACUAGCUCUAAUGCUAUCCCCAAUACCACCACUAAUAAUUCCACAGUAAAAUCCACUAUCAACCGAGGCACCACUCCCUUCCUCCAGCGCAACUUUUCCUCAAACUCUACUUCCCAGGAUGCAAUCCUGGGGUGUGGGGCGGAUCUGGACCCCAUCUACUCCUACCUGUGUGACCGUCAGGUGGCGUGGGGUAUCGUGGUGGAGAGCCUGGCCUCACUGGGCUUUGUGGUCAGUUCAGGGCUGCUGGUGGGGCUGCUGUUCUGGACCCUGUGGAAGUGUGUGUCGUCCCGCCAGCGCAGGGGCAUCGGGGGGAGCGUAGCCUCCAUGGCUCUGUUCCUGGUCAGCACGGCAGGGGUCUUCGCCCUGACCUUUGCCUUCGUCAUCCGCCUCCCCCACCAGACAUGCCCCACGCGCCUCUUCCUGUUCGGGGUGCUGUUCUCCCUGGCUUUCUCCUGCCUGCUGGCGCGCUGCCUGGCCCUGCUGGGCUUCGGUGUGACCCGGGGCUGGGGGGAGAGUGGGGUGGCCCUGGCCCUCUUCACCCUCCAGGUGGUCAUCGCUACAGAGUGGCUGAUCAUCGUACUGCUGCGGGACGGCCAGCCCUGUCAGUACUCCCAGGGGGAGUUUGUCAUGUUGCUCAUCUACGUGCUGGUUCUGCUGGCCACCGGCCUGGUCCUCUCCCUGUGCUGCCUCUGCCACUCCUGUCUCACCUACAGCUAUAGCUACAGCGGGGGCACCCACCGACAGAGCAAAGGUCCAGGCCACACUGCUCUGCCUCACCCUGCUGCUGUCCGCUGCCAUCUGGGUGGUGUGGAUCGCCCUGCUGACCCGGGGUACAUGGAGAUGGGCCGGCGGCCGCAGUGGGAUGACCCGGUGCUGAGUAUAGCCCUGGUGGCCAACGGCUGGGUCCUGCUGCUGGGCCACGGACUGGCCCAAGUGGUCCUCCUCUGCAGGUGGGAGGCCAGCUCCAAGGAGGGCCCCCUCGACUUUGGCGGAUGGACCAGUCCCAAUGCCAACUCUGCCAGGGCUGGGCAGCCCGAAAGAAGGAAGGGAGAACAGAAGCUUUGAGAACGACGGCAGAAGACAAGACCCCGUUUUCCAGUCACCAUAUGAGUCUGGAUUCUCAAUGACAGAAAUAGAUCCUGACAAAGAUUACUCCAUCCCUCGUCCUCAGACUACCAACAUCAGGGAGCCCUAUGAUGAAUACUAUGGACACAGCAUGUCUGAUUAGGAUCACAUUGCUUUUCGUGUACACACACACACACACACACACACACACACACACACACAAAGACAACCUAACAGCUGAACAUAUACAUGCACUCUCACAUGACCCAGAAAUGUUUUUGAAGUUCAGCUACAAAUGUAUAUUUAUUGUAUAGAACCUGAAUUGCAACAUGAUUUCCAUAAUUAUGUGACUAAGGCUUGAUUGAUUAAUUUAAUUCAUCUUUACUCAUGCUGGAUCCAGAUAGAAUGAGCUUACUGAAUUUGAGCUAAAAGUGUUUUUGCAACAUGCUGCUUGAAAACACAAGAGACAGUGUCUAAUAGGCCCAGGGAGGAGGCGUGAAUCUGUCUGUAUCAUGGGUGCCAAACUGCAGGGAUGAGGCAGCGCCAGGCAUGUGUGCAGGAGAGGAGAGAAAGGACCUGGCAGCGCUAAAGUAGACCCUUGUCAUCAUGUCUUAACAUCUUCUUAUGUAAAGGUAUAUGGCGGCUUUUUUUUCUUUAAACCCCAGUUUAUAAAUACAAUCAAUGUUAUACUAUGCAUAUUGUGCAGUUUGAAAAAGUGUUAUUAAAAUUGAAUGUUAAAAGGUAUAUUUGUUAGUCAUAUCUAACAGCAGAGGGCUGAUUCAUUCUCUCACAAAAAAAGCAGCAGGAGCUAGAUUGAAUGUGGUAGUACUGUGUUUAACCACUAGGUGACACUGUACAACAUGUGUGAAUUAUUGUUGGUGGGAUUCAAUUUACCUCAAUGUUCAUACUAUUAUUGUUCCACCAAAUGUAAACAAAUGCAUUCCAUCAUGUAAUUUCCACAUGCAAAUAUUGUUUACUGAUAUGAAUGAUAGAUCUGUAGUGCUCUAGGAA
Coregonus clupeaformis (lake whitefish) is the source of this 2619-nucleotide messenger RNA. Its product is annotated as G-protein coupled receptor family C group 5 member D. Gene Ontology annotation, biological process: G protein-coupled receptor signaling pathway. Gene Ontology annotation, molecular function: protein kinase activator activity; G protein-coupled receptor activity. Lineage: Eukaryota; Metazoa; Chordata; Actinopteri; Salmoniformes; Salmonidae. Gene Ontology annotation, cellular component: signaling receptor complex; intracellular membrane-bounded organelle; extracellular exosome. The record is from RefSeq and is a predicted model, not a curated record.